Molecule: messenger RNA, 1787 nt
Organism: Oryzias melastigma (Indian medaka)
Lineage: Eukaryota; Metazoa; Chordata; Actinopteri; Beloniformes; Adrianichthyidae
Gene: riox1
Product: ribosomal oxygenase 1
Exons: 15
Coding region: 90-1727 (545 amino acids)
Cellular component (GO): nucleolus
Molecular function (GO): histone H3K4 demethylase activity; histone H3K36 demethylase activity
Source: RefSeq, a predicted model, not a curated record
GGGUGGCAGUAGUGAGCCAACAGGAGAACUGUCAUUUCCGGUUUCCGCUUAGCAGCAGAGGAAGAAGCAGCAGCAUCAGCGGGGAAAACAUGGAGAGAAAACACAUGUCUGCAUUUUCUCUGUAUCAGAUUUUACCGCCACAACCGCCUUCUAAUGUUAAAAAGACCGAUGUAAAGGUGGAAAUCAGGAGGAAAUCAAAGACCACAUCCUCAGUAGUAGGGAUUCCAUCAAAAGCCCAAAUCAAGUCUGAAAGGCGGAAGAGGAGGAAGAAGCUUCUAAAAGCUGCACAGAAAACCGAAAACCAGAACGUUACAGCAGAUGUGAAUAAGGCAGAGAAGUGUGUCAGCAUAGAGUCUUUGGAUGCUGUCCUGGUGGAUCUGGGCUCGAUCAGUAACAGCAGAGAAAGAGCCGCUAAGAUGUUCAAGUGGAUCAUCCAUCCUGUUCCUGAAGCUCCUUUCUUUAGGGAUACGUGGGAAAAGAAGCCCAUCUAUGUUCGCCGCAGAAAUCCAGAUUAUUACAAAGGGCUGUUCUCCACGGCGGAGUUUGAUCGCAUACUGAGAGAGGAAAACGUUCAGUUUGGAGUGAACCUGGACGUCACAAGCUACACUAACGGCAAGAGGGAAACGCUCAAUCCUCCAGGCAGGGCUCUGCCGUUCACUGUGUGGGACUUCUAUGAGAGUGGCUGCUCCCUCCGCAUGCUGAACCCUCAGGCCUUCUCCUCCACGGUGUGGAACGUGCUGUCCAUCCUCCAGGAGCAGUUUGGCAGCAUGGCUGGAGCCAACGUAUACCUGACGCCACCUGGAACUCAAGGCUUUGCGCCGCAUUACGACGAUAUCGAGGCUUUUGUGGUUCAGCUGGAGGGAAAGAAACACUGGAGGGUGUACAACCCAAGGUCGGAGGAGGAGGUCUUGCCUGUAUUUUCAAGCCCUAAUUUUGACCAGUCAGACAUCGGAAAGCCCAUCCUGGACGUGGUCCUGGAGGCGGGAGACCUCCUCUACUUUCCUCGAGGGUUCAUCCAUCAGGGCAGAUGUCUUCCGGACGCGCACUCUCUGCACAUCACCAUCUCCUCCUUCCAGAAGAACAGCUGGGGGGAUCUAAUGCAGAAGGUUGUUACGGCCGCUCUUGAAAUUGCGAUGGAAGAGGAUGUGGAGUUCCGUAAAGGUUUACCUCUGGACUACCUAACAUACAUGGGAGUGCAGAACUCUGACAAGAAGGACCCUCGGAGGGAGAAAUUCCUCUCUCAAAUCGAGAAUCUGAUGAAGAAACUUCCAGAUUACGCCCCGGUGGAUGCUGCCGUCGACCAGAAAGCCAAAGAUUUCCUCCACGACUGCCUGCCUCCCGUGCUUACUCCAGAUGAACUAGCUACCAGUGUUCAAGGAGCACCCGUUCGGUGGGAGGAUGGACGGGUUAAGGCCAUGGCGCCACACAUCACCACCCAAACUCAAAUAAAGCUUCUCCGCGCUGGAUGUGCCAGACUAUGCAGCGAUGGAGACGCAGUCCACCUUUAUUACACCACAGACAACUCCAGAGUUUACCACAAAGAGGAGCCCAAGAGUUGUGAGGUACAAGCAGAGCACACAGACGCUGUGGAGUUUCUUAUUCAUUCGUAUCCCAGCUUUGUGACUGUAGGAAGUUUGCCCUGUGAUUCCACUCAGGAUCGAAUCGCUUUGGCUGAACUGCUUUUUGAAAAGGGGAUUAUCCACACUGCAGAACCUCUUCAGUCCUGAAUUUAUUUUUGUUCCACCAAAAUAAAUCACUUCUAUGAAAUAAAAAUGUCUCCCCUUAAA